UUUGAUUCGUCAUUCUCAAUCAUGAACGCACAGAGAGCGGAUAGUCAGAAACGACUUGCAGAUGAGCAGAAUCAAGCAACACCCCAGCACUGAAUACCCCAAGAAACCAGCAGAGGAUGUUUUGACACCUUCAUUUGUUCCUCCAGCCUUCCUCUCAACAAUGGACCUCUUUUUGCAGGGAUCCUCUUUAAACUUAUCCUUAUCAAAACUGCUCCACAAUAUCAGCAUUCCUGUCAACGCCUCUGGGAAUUAUACUAACAACCAGUUCACAGAGGUCAACCUCUUGGAAAUCCUAGGUCCGAAACGCUCUCCCUUUUUCUUCCCAGUGACCAGUGUUUACCUUCUCAUCUUUCUCAUUGGCUUGUCUGGAAAUCUGCUCACAUGUGCAGUGAUUGCAAAGCAUAAAAAAAUGCGUAAUCCUACAAACUUUUACCUUGUGAGCCUGGCUGUAUCGGAUCUUCUCGUGCUUUUGUUUGGGAUGCCCCUGGAGAUUUAUGACCUGUGGCAGAACUAUCCAUUCCCCUUUGGUGAGGGUGGCUGCUACUUCAAAACGUUCCUGUUUGAAACUGUGUGCUUUGCCUCCAUCCUUAACGUCACAGCUCUGAGUGUGGAGAGGUACAUAGCUGUGGUAUAUCCACUCAAAACACGAUACCUGUCGACUAACCAGCACGCUAAACGGGUCAUCACCAUUGUGUGGGUGGUUUCGAUGAUCUGUGCCAUCCCCAACACCUCACUGCACGGCAUCUUCUACCUGCCAGAGAGAAUGGAGGAGUCAGCUAUUUGCACUGUGCUGAAACCUUUGUGGAUCUAUAACCUGGUCAUGCAAAUCACAACUGUCUGCUUCUAUUUUAUACCCAUGAUGGUUAUUAGCAUGCUGUACUUAGUCAUGGGCCUUCAUUUGGGGAGAGAAAGGCGGCAGUCCAGUGGGAACCUGGGAAAGAACUGUUGCAGCACUCGAAGGAAGAUGAGAGUGGAGAAUGGCCGAAGGAGACAGGUCAUCAAAAUGCUCUCAAUCGUGGUGGCAGUGUUUGGAGUCUGCUGGGCACCCUUUCACAUCGAGCGUCUCCUGUGGAGCUCUAUCAGCCAGUGGACCGACUUGAUGCACAACAUUUAUCAAUAUGUCCACAUCCUGUCGGGCGUCUUCUUCUACCUCAGCUCUGCAGUCAACCCUAUCAUCUACAGCCUGCUCUCCACGCGGUUCAGAGAGUGUUUUCGAGAACUUGUCUGUUCCCAGGGGGAGGACAAUAACUCUGUCAGAGACUCCCCUCCUUUUCCUAAAAUUUUGCUGGAUCCCUCCGUUGCAAGUUCAAGGGGUCAGGCCGAGGGGAAGGACUCUAAUGCUUUCAUCCCUUUGCUGUCUCCUAACAUGACACUGAGUAUGGACACUGAAAUCCUCACAUGUGCUUGUACAGACACAACAUGCAAGACCUCUGUAUUCUGACAUUUUAUUUGAACAAGCUAGAAAGCAUCUGGUGCAGAAAUAUUGUAACCUGACAGGUUAACAUUUUGGACCUUAGGUUUAUUUGUUUCCAAAAUUUGCUGACAUGAUGCUGUAUGAUGAAUACUACCAGAAGAAAAUGAGCUUAGCUUAGAACUGAGACUUGAAACAAAUGAGGACAAGUAGGCUGUGUCAUAAUGUAAUAAAACUGUCUUGUCUGCUUGUCUCUGACCCUUUUAUUAACAUUGGCUCAUCUCAAAAGCAAAAAAGGUUC
Messenger RNA from Neolamprologus brichardi, 1712 nucleotides. RefSeq names its product neuromedin U receptor 3 (gene nmur3). Gene Ontology annotation, cellular component: plasma membrane. Gene Ontology annotation, molecular function: neuromedin U receptor activity. NCBI's taxonomy places the organism in Eukaryota, Metazoa, Chordata, Actinopteri, Cichliformes, Cichlidae. Gene Ontology annotation, biological process: neuropeptide signaling pathway. The record is from RefSeq and is a predicted model, not a curated record.